Messenger RNA from Hypoxylon fragiforme, 2020 nucleotides. RefSeq lists its product as uncharacterized. The coding region runs from base 418 to 1938 and encodes 506 amino acids. Gene Ontology annotation, cellular component: cellular bud neck; plasma membrane. Lineage: Eukaryota; Fungi; Ascomycota; Sordariomycetes; Xylariales; Hypoxylaceae. The transcript has 2 exons. The record is from RefSeq and is a predicted model, not a curated record.
CUUUUCCAACAAUCAAUUUACUCUUUGAACCCUUACUCCUUUCAUUUACGUCACGGGGUUUGACUUGCAGCAUUGAAUUGAAUUCACCAAUCUAUCUUUACAUCCUAUAUCCCUUACAUAUCCAUACCGAAACCACGAGUCACGAACGAAUCACAAAACGGAGAAUUACGAGCUAGGAUCUUGAAAACCGGAGGAAUUCAUUAGCGAUUUCUACUGCGUUUGCUGUGUUGGACGAGGUGUCACUCCCACGGGUUUGGGAACAUACUACCAUUAGCCACUAUCUACUGCUUUUCGUGUCAUGGACCUUUAGGCAGCACUCUUAUCAUUCAAAACACCUUACUCAAAUUAUCACGACCUUUUCCGAACCGAUUUUUAUUAAGUUCAGCACGGUCUGUCCCCUGAUAUUACCGAAACACAAUGCCACACAUUGGCGCUUUAAUGGAGCGGAGUCUCCAAGAGCACAGCCUCAAGGAUGCGUUUCUAAAUUUACUUGCGCGAAGUGUUAACGCCGCGGUGGAUAAACGAGCAACUGGUAUUCAAGGUAGCAUUCAGGACGCGAAAACGGCCUUUUCCAGCUGGGAUAAUUGUAUGCAAGCCAGUUUUUGCAAGUGGCCAGUCAUUGCCGUAAUUGCUAUCGGUGGUCUCAUCAUCAUAUCCAUCAUUUGGUGUAUUUCAAGAUGCUUAUGUUGCGGCCUUUCGUGCUGUUGUGAGUGCUGUUACUGCCUCAAGUGCUGUGGUCAGUGCUGUGGGUGCUGCGAUCCGCCUCGGGGAAAGAGGCACAAAUAUCUUGACGAUCCAUUCAUUCCUCCACACCAUGAAGAAAACCAGGCCUAUCGCUCGCAAGCACCUAUGACCCCAAGUAUAGCCCCAACGUCUAGUGCGCCCCAGUACGCUGUGUUCGAUGAUGGCAAGAAGGAUGCAGAUUCAUUGCCUGCUAUGCCAAGCUGGGAAGGCGCAAAAUCUCAAAAGGUGCUCAUCGAGGAUGAGCCUGUCGAGAUGGAACCAUUAAAGAAACCAGAGAAUGCCCAGAGUGCCUCUGCAAUCGCCUUGGGGUUGCCACCCAGAACGACGCCAAGUCCAGCCCCUGCAGCAGGGCGGAGCCCUUACGGAUCUGUACGAGGACCCAGCGGGCCCAACGGGUACAUGACUGCAGGGCGGACCGAUACAGACCCGUAUUCUACGAAUGGACAGGGCUACAACCAAAACCAAUAUGAUUAUAACGGCUACAGACAGGAUAGCUAUGGACAAAAUACUCAAGACACCUCGAAUCAAGGCUAUGGCAUGGCAGUCGGGACAUCUAGAAGCCAUACGCCUCAGCAAGAUUACAACAAUGGUUAUGGCAGAGGCGUUAUGGACCAGGGAUAUCCACAGUCACGAACUCCGAGACCGUACAACGACGAAUACGGGCGCAGUGUAACUCCUGGGACAUAUGGCGCGCCGCCGCCUAGCUAUCGAUCUACGCCUAUCGGUAGUAAUCCGUACGAGAAUCCCAGCCGAUUAGGCUCCCCCGGCCCACAGAACGGCUAUGGAUAUGGUAACAGCAACCCCUCUCGUAUGCGAUCUCCAGGCCCACAAGUAGGCUUCGAAUAUCCUGCUAGGUCACAAACGCAAACGCCUAACAGCUAUAACCGACAAUACCCUCCUACGCCCCAAAGGCAGUAUUCCAAUACCUCAAACCAGCCGUUGGUGCAGCAGAAUAUCGACCAUCCUUAUGCUGACACAACAAGCCCAGUGUCGCCCAUCCAAAACACGGGCGGUUUCGACUUCAGCUCCGGCUACAGUCGACCAUCUACAUCUCAUCAAACGGAGGAAGUCUCAGGAGCACAGAUGGCACCGCAGACGGCACCGCAGACGGCCAAUGGUGGAAAGGCUUAUCCAGGUUACCGCCCCUACAAACCACAGGGAACCAGCCAGCAGGAUAACUGGAAUGGAGCGUAAUGACCGUAAAUAAAUACAUAAAUUCAUGGGGAUGCAUAUUGAAAAAAGGGGGUGGAGGGAUCUAGGAUACAGCUAAUCUGGG